This is a messenger RNA of Pleuronectes platessa (European plaice), 3602 nucleotides long. Its product is annotated as zinc finger protein 536. Gene Ontology annotation, biological process: regulation of transcription by RNA polymerase II. Gene Ontology annotation, molecular function: RNA polymerase II cis-regulatory region sequence-specific DNA binding; DNA-binding transcription factor activity. Bases 1 to 2286 code for a protein of 761 amino acids. The record is from RefSeq and is a predicted model, not a curated record. The transcript has 4 exons. NCBI's taxonomy places the organism in Eukaryota, Metazoa, Chordata, Actinopteri, Pleuronectiformes, Pleuronectidae.
AUGCUGAGCAGCGUCGCUCUGCGGGCGCAGGUCGCCUCCAUCCUGGAAGCCCUGUCCAUCGCCGCCGCGGCGGAGAUCGCGGAGCUGGUGGAGGACGAGGUGGUUCUGCUGCGGCUGGAGACGUGUCAGCGGGACCAGGAGAUCGAGAAGCUGAGGGGCAACAUCCGGCUGCUGCACAGCGAGCUGUCGGCGGCCCGGGGCCCCGGGACCCGGAGAGCCGAGCCCUGUGGGGGGGACGGCGGUCACGGCUCCACCGGGGACGAGAGGAUCUCACUCGAACACGUUCACGCCGACAAGGUCAACAGCUGCUCGGCCAAACCCGACUCCGUGGAACCGGGAGCUGAAGAGGUCAGAGGUCAGGCUGAGCGGCCGGGACAAGAGCUGACUCCGUGCGAAGGGAACAACAGACAGUGGAGGUCGACAACUGACGAGGAGACGGGACAAAACGACUUGGAUCAUCUGAACGCACGGCAGAACUCCCUGUCGAGUCUCCCAGAACCCCCCCUGGCCUCUGGGCCGGCCGUGCCGUGUGGCAGCUCGGGGGGGCUCCAGCAGAGCCCGGUCAGCCGCGAGCUGCCGGGCUACGGGAAGAGUCGCAACGCUCCGCGGAGGAGGAGGACGGCCAAGAGGCUCAAGUUCGAGAUGGGCUACAUCUGCCCUUACUGCGGCAAAUGCUUCGAGCGAGGCGGCCACCUGGAGAGACACAAGAGGAUUCACACCGGGGAGAAACCGUAUCGCUGUGAGACCUGUGGGAGACGCUUCAACCAGAAGUGCAGCCUGAAGGAGCACACCAAGAUUCACAGAAGAAAUAUUCAGGCCCCACCAGUGGACGUCCCGGUGGUUCAGGAGAAGCAGAUUCCUGAGGUGAAGCCAUGUGUCGACACUCCUCUCCCCGAGGAAAAGAGCCGGACCGCCGCGGACGAGGUUCCACUGAAGAUGGAGGACGUUCUCCCUCCACCUGUACAAGUCAAAUCUGAGCCCGUAGAGGAGAGCAUAUCACAACCACAGUUUCAGGGAGGGAACGAGCCGCCGAGGGAAGGAGGGGAGAACCUCGGUGAGAACUUCCCAGAGUUCGAGAGGGACGGCCGGCAGUGGAGGUCGGGUCCACAAGGACAGAGCAGCACCGAGAUGAGUGGGAUGGAAUAUCUCAGCAGCUCGGCACAGACUGUGACGUCCUUCCCCGGGAUCGCUCAGUUACUCCCGGCACCGGUGGAAGCUUCUUGCAGCUCCUUCUCCUUCCCAGGGAAACCGUACGGGGAGCUGAAGAACAGCCUGAUCUCCCAAACGCCCUACGGAUCGUCAGACACGCUCCUCCUCGUCUCCAGCGAUCCAGGUUUACACAGCGGGUCGGAGGCCGUGCUGAGUCCCCAUCAGCAGCUUCAUCCCCAGCAGCAGCAGCUUCAUCCCCAGCAGCAGCAGCAGAGAAACCGGUCUUUUCAGAUGUUCAAGCCCAAGAAAAGCUUCAACUGCUCUUUCUGCGGGAAGAUCUUCAAACGGGCCGGCCACCUCGAGACACAUUUACGGAUUCAUACCGGGGAGAAGCCGUACGGCUGCCACAUCUGUGGGCGGUGCUUCACUCAGAAAAGCAGCCUGAAGGUCCACAUGAAGACGCACAGAGUUGGGGAGAACCCAGAUCUGCUGGAGGCUCAUCACCUGAUGUUUACGAUGCCUGAGAACCAGUCGCUGGAGAACAUGGCGGAGCUGAAGCCCGAUCUGGUGACGUCUGAGGACCAGUCAGCCAGCAGGCAGGCGCUCGGUGACCACACGGUGACGGUGAAGCUGGAGUCCAACGGGGAGGAUUUUCCCGCUCUGAGUCAGGAGCGGUCCUGCGGCGGCACAGGGGCGCUGGACCAAAUUGAGCUGUGGACUUCUGGGACGGAGAAGAGCAGCGAGGCCAUGGUACAAACCGCCUACGUGCUGUCACAUGACAUCAAGUGUGAGCUCAGUCCCGCCGCAGCCAAUGAGCAGCAGAGAUACACGUGUGCGUCGCCGAUCAAGGAUAUGGCUUUUCUGAAAGACGAAGACAUGAUGCACGUGGACUACCUGGCGUCCGAGCUGCAGGACCAACACGUCGCCCGAGAGGUGAACGAUAACGGCUCGGAGAGCGUCAGGACCGGGGAGGGAACCGGGUUUGAAAUGGAUACGAUGUCCAUAGGCAACCAGGAGGACCACAAGGACAGCUACGAUGGCGCCAGAGGAAACUGCUUCAUAUGCUCCAGCUGUGGACAGAGCUUCGAUACUUUCAUCUUAUUUCAGAGUCACCUGUGUAAAAACAUCAGUCAUUAGAUUUAAGAAAAGAAUAGAAGAGAGGAGGAAGAUCUUUAUUUUGUCAUUUGAAGAAUAUAUUUAAAAUGCUCCAAUUAAAGUCAAACUAAAUUAUGGAAAUGUUACAUUUUUAUGAAUAUAGUCAAACUGUUGAGAACAAAGCUGAACAAAAUGUGAUUCUGUUGAUGUUUGUAAACUGUUUAAUGCAAAAACGACUCUGUUGAUUUAUCUGAAACAUGGUUUAAAAAUGCGAUUGGGGCCAAGGGAACACCGGAUUCCAUCAAUAGAGCAUCUGUAAGAAUUUAUUUUUUAAUUUCAACAUUGCGAGAUAUGGUGCUUUUUCUUUUUUACAUUUUCACCAGGGAAUAAUUUAUGGAUCUUGAUUAAAACAAUCAGACAUAUUUCGUGUUUUAAUGUCAAGACGUUAGGAGUUUGAUUCAUUCUUCAAAGUUUGACUUUAAUCUUGAAAUUUCAAUUUAGUUCUCGUUAAACACAUUUAAAAAAUAUCCUCGUAUGAUUUAGUUCGACUUUACUCUCGACAUUUUAACUUUUUUCUACCUUUUUUUUAACCUCCCUCUUAUGUGUUUUCUCAUGCCCGGACUUAUUACUACUAAUACAAAAAUGUCUGUCACUUUACAAGAACCAAAACAAUCAGACUCUAACUUCAUAACUUUGAGGAGAAGCUGUUUUCAAAGCUAAAUUGAAGAAAAUCUAAGUUACACUUUAGUUCAUGCUUAAAUAAGUUUUAUAAUUGAACACUAUUAUUGAACCGUCGCCCAGAACCAAAGGUCGUGUUUUCUUUUGCUGGAAUGUGAAUAAAUGUUAUUCGUUGGGAUAUUUCCUUUAAUAUUUGUAAAGGUAAUGAGAAAAUAAUUUGAGCUUUAGUGUUUAAAAAGUAGUAAAGAAGUAAAAUAAGUAAAAACGUCUCUUGUUUUGUUAUGGGUCCGUGUCUGUCACUUUCAGAUCAAACUUACUGACCGCAGUGAAAAGCUGUUUGUCUGGUUGUCAGUGUCCUGAGUGAACUGAGCAGGUUCGAUUGUUCUGGAGCUGAAGAGUUUGUUUCAAUAGUUUGAAUCAACUCGACGGAAAGAGCCGGAAACUCUUUGUGCUCCAUUGGGACGAGUGUCUCCGUAUUCACAUGGGAAACAAAACUCCUGCAGGGUGACUGACUGUCUGUUGUUUGCCUUUCACAAAGUCAUUUUUUUUACGUUUACAUUUUUAUAUUAACUAAUCUUGUUUCCUUUUGAUGUCGCGAGUAUCGCAAAAUGUUUUUAUGUUGAACUCUGUUUUUCAAAUAAAUUAAAAACUAACAGACUUGUUGAGUCUGGCUCUGGUUA